AUAUUCACACAUUUUUUAAUGUCAAAUAUAUAGAUUUAUAUAGAUUUUAUAUAAAAUUGUGAACGUUUUUACAUAUAUAUUUAUACAUAAAUUAAAAUAAUAAAUAAACAUAUAAUGAGAUUUAAAAUUUCUGCACAAAAUCGUAAUGGUCACAAGCGUUUAGUAACUUGUGUUGCAUGGAAUUCAACAGAAGAAAUUUAUUCUUGCGGAGAAGAUCAUUUAUUAAUAUCAUGGCAUUUGGAAGGUGGAAUUGCACAUUCCAAUAUUAUUACAGAAUUUCCUGAUGAUUUUUAUCCGACCGAUAUGCAAUGGCAUCCGCGACCAAAUUAUGCAGUGUUAAUUACAAAAAAACAAUCAUUGGAUAUUCUCUUAAUUACUACAGCUGAUGGAAAAUUUCAUUUAAUUAAUAAAAAUGGACGUAUAGAAAAAAGUGUAGAUGCUCAUAAAGGAGCAACAACAGUAGGUAGAUGGAGCAAUGAUGGCUCUGCUCUUUUGACUGCUGGAGAGGAUGGUUUGAUAAAAGUAUGGUCACGUAGUGGCAUGCUUCGUUCUAUUAUAGUUAAAGGAAUGUUUUCCAUAUUAUCUGCUGCUUGGAAUUUAGAUUGUACAACAGUAUUAUAUUCUCAAGGAGCUCACUUAACUUUUCAAUCACUUAAUUCUAAUUCUAAACCUCGAAAGUUAUUAGCACACGAUGGUCUAAUUUUGGUUUUAUGUUGGAAUCACACUCAUGGAUUAAUCAUUUCUGGUGGGGAAGAUUGUAAAUAUAAGGUAUGGGAUUCUAAUGGUACUCAAUUAUUUUCAAGUAAUGUAGAGGAUCAUCCUAUUACAGCACUAAGUUGGAGUUAUUCUGGAGAUUAUUUUGCUGUUGGAUUAUUUAAUACAAUCAAACUUUGUGAUAAAACAGGAUGGUCUCAUUCAUUAGAAAAAAUUAAUUCUGGAAGCAUAUAUAGUAUUGCUUGGUCAAGUGAUAGUACUCAAGUAGCUAUGGCUUGCAGUAAUGGAAAUGUAUUAACAGGUCAUAUAAUAGACAGGAGAUUGGAGUGGAAUAAUUAUGAAGCCACAUUGAUUAAAAGAAAAGUGAUUGAAAUCAGAGAUGUGGGUAAUGAAACACGAGAAGAAUUAGAGAUAUCAGAUCGUGUAGUUCAGCUGGAAUUUGGUUUUGAUUAUUUAGUUGUAAUUACACCAGCACAAUGUCAUGUUUAUUCGGUAGUAAACUGGAAUACUCCUGCCAUAUUUGUUUUGAAAAAUACUAGUGUAUCAGCAAUACUUCUUGCAGAAAAGCAUUUUUUAUUGAUUGAAUGGAAUUCUGUAUCAUUAUAUAGUUAUCAAGGUCGUUUAUUAGGAACUCCAAAAUGGAAAGGAAUGACACAGGAACGACUUUAUUCCCCUUGUAUAUCAGUAUGUUCCGAUACUUUAGUUAUACGAUCGCAAAGUAACGAAAAACUACUUCAUGUAUUGGAAAUGGCUUACAAUAAACCUAUAACAGAAAGCCAGACUUAUACACAUCUUCAAAAUAUUACAAGAGUUGCAUUAAAUCACAUUGGCGGUGUAAUAGAUCGACAAGUAGCACUAAUCGAUAUAAAUAAAGAUUUAUUUCUUGUCUCUAUAAGAACCACUGGUUUUGGUAGAGUAUGUAAAAUAGCUGCUAUGGCACAAGAUAUUGCAUGGGCUACUGAUGCAAAUGUUUUAGCGGCGAUGUUGGAUGCAACAUUAUCUGUAUGGUUGUGUCCUAAUUGUGUACAUUAUAGUGAUCGUAAAAUUAUACGAAAGACAAGAAUCGAUAAAGAAAGCAGUGAAUUUGGUAAACAACCAAGUAUAGCAAAUGUUUAUAAUGGGAUAGUAAUGAUACGACGUGGUGAUGGAGCAUUAGUAGCUUCUUCCUUUUAUACAUUUUUUAUUAGUCUUUAUCAACAUAUUUUAAACAAGAAAUGGAAAGAAGCGUUAUCGCUUUGUCGAAUCGCUCAGAAUGAAAUAUUAUGGACUUGUAUGGCCGUUAUAGCAACUGAUAAUAAAGAAUUAAACGCUGCAGAAGAAGCAUAUGCAGCAAUUUCUCGAUAUGAUAAAGUUGAUUAUAUUCAGUAUAUAAAGAGUUUACCAAAUAAAACAGAAAGACUAGCAGAAAUGGCACUUUUAUCAGGAGAUUUGUUAACUGCAGAAGGUAUACUUUUGCAAAAUGGAUUAAUAGAGGAAGCUAUACGAAUUAAUAUCGAAAUAUACAAUUGGAAUAGAGCAUUAGAAUUGGCAAUCAGACAUAAAAAGCAAUUGGAUGAAGUAUUAAACACAAGAAAAAAAUAUCUUCAAAUAAUUAAUAAAAAAGAAACAAAUCAAAGUUUUCUUGCAUAUAUGGCAAAUGUUGCAAAGACACAAGAGAUUAUCGAGGACAUUUCAUUUAAACGAGAUGAAGAAUUAUUAGAAAUAGAAACACAAAAAAACGAAAUAUUUGAUCAAGAAAUACAUAUAUGAAAGCGUAACGGUAUUUUCAUUUAUACAAAUUACUUAUUAAAAUAUGUAAAAAUAAAUUACAAUGAA
Molecule: messenger RNA, 2529 nt
Organism: Apis dorsata (giant honeybee)
Lineage: Eukaryota; Metazoa; Arthropoda; Insecta; Hymenoptera; Apidae
Gene: Oseg5
Product: intraflagellar transport protein 80 homolog
Exons: 16
Coding region: 115-2463 (782 amino acids)
Biological process (GO): cilium assembly
Cellular component (GO): cilium; centrosome; intraciliary transport particle B
Molecular function (GO): protein binding
Source: RefSeq, a predicted model, not a curated record